AUACACGAUACACCACCAGAAAACCCAAUCUCUCUGCAAACAAAACACACACAGUACACCGGACAAAACGCCGAUCUCCGUCGUCUAUUCUUCUUCUCACGGCGGCUAGGGUUUCAUCUUCUUCAUCAGAUCCAACUUUUCACACACAAACCAUCUCAUUUCCUCUGAUCUCUUACUUCAUUCAAAUCAGAUCGUGCAUUUUCACAAUAAUCAGAUGAGAAUGCCCGAACGAUGAGCAAUCACAUAACCGAAGACAACGAAGAUAACGACUGUUUCCACGACUCUCUUGAUCGGUUACUCUCUUCCGCCACUUGCUCCUCUUCUUCCUCGUGCUCCGUUUCCGAACACGAAGAUAAUAAUAAUAAUAAUAAGGAUGACGAUGAUACAGGAGGUUUGAUUGAUUCGAAUUGCAUUCCUAUACCUAGGUUUCCGAUGGGCGUUAUUGACAAUUACGAUGUCUGGAUCUCACGCCCGUCGUCCGUCGACGAACGCCGUAUGCGGCUGCUCCGCCGCAUGGGACUCAGCCGUGACUCAUCUCUAUUCCGCCGGAAACAUUCUCUCUCCUCCACGUCAGAUCAGUUACAGGUUUUGGUUUCUAAUUCUUCUAACCCUAGCUUCACUCGUUCAACACCUGCUGGUUAUCAACAUUUUAAUUGUAAUAAUAAUAGUUCUACAAAUUCACCUGUUACUGAUCCUGUUACUGUAUUAAAGAAAUCUGUAAGUAGCAAUGUUGAUAAUCCUGUUGUUAGUGUUAGUGUUAAUGGUGAUUUGGAUAGUAUACCGGUUGCAAAUUUGGAUUUGGAGACUAGAAAUGACGGUGAAGUAGUGGAAACCGGUUGUUCGGAUGAUGCGGUUUGUUUAAUUAAGAAUCUGGAUAAUGGGAAGGAGUUUGUGGUGGAUGAGGUUAGAGAGGAUGGAAUGUGGGGGAAGCUUAAGGAAGUUGGAACGGAGAGGCGGUUAACGAUGGAAGAGUUUGAAAUGUGCGUUGGGCGUUCACCGAUAGUUCAGGAGUUGAUGAGAAGGCAGAAUGUGGAGGCUGGUGAUAGGGAUUUGUUGGAGGGUAACGACGGUGGGAACGGGUCUGGUUUGAAGAAGAAAAGUGGUUGGUUGAAGAACAUUAAGAAUGUAGCGAGUUCGGUUGCGGGGUAUAGGGAAAGAAGAAGUAGUGGUGAUGGAGAUACUUCGUCGGAAAAAGGUGGAAGGCGGUCUAGUUCCGCGACUGAUGAUAGUCAAGAUGUUUCAUUUCAUGGUCCGGAGAGGGUACGGGUUAGACAGUAUGGGAAAUCGUGUAAAGAUUUAACAGCUUUGUUUAAAAGCCAGGAGAUACAGGCGCAUAGUGGAUCGAUCUGGACGAUUAAGUUUAGUUUGGACGGGAAGUAUCUUGCUAGUGCCGGUGAGGAUCGGGUUAUUCACGUCUGGCAAGUUGUGUCACUAGAAAGAAAAGGUGACCUUUUGUUUGAUAAGCAAGAAGAUGGAAAUUUGAAUGGUUUAUCAUUGUUAAAUGGGUCACCGGAACCAGGUUUGGCAUCACCAAAUAGCCAAGUUGAAAAGAAGAAAAGAGGGAGGUUAUCGAUUGGCAGAAAAUCUACGAGUUUGGAUCAUAUCGUGGUGCCGGAAACCAUGUUUGGGCUCUCGGAGAAACCGUUUUGUUCUUUUGAAGGACAUCUGCAUGAUGUGCUUGACUUGUCAUGGUCCAAAUCUCAGCAUUUGCUUUCAUCCUCGAUGGACAAAACCGUGCGGUUGUGGCAUUUGUCUAACAAGUCGUGUUUGAAGAUAUUUUCUCACAAUGACUACGUAACUUGCAUUCAGUUCAAUCCCGUUGAUGAUAGAUAUUUCAUAAGCGGGUCACUUGAUGCUAAAGUACGCAUAUGGAGCGUUCCUGAUCAUCAAGUCGUUGAUUGGAAUGAUAUGAAUGAAAUGGUCACUGCUGCUUGCUAUACACCAGAUGGUCAGGCUGCACUUGUUGGUUCAUACAAAGGGAACUGCUGUUUAUACAACACAACUGAAAAUAAGUUACAGCAAAAAAGCCAAAUCAAUCUGCGGAACAAAAAGACGAAUUCCCGUCAUAGGAAGAUAACUGGUUUUCAGUUUGCGCCGGGUACUACAUCAGAAGUGCUCGUGACAUCUGCAGAUUCACGUGUUCGUGUUGUUGACGGCCUUGAUUUAGUUCACAAGUUUAAAGGAUUUCGCAACACAAACCGACAAGUUUCAGCCUCGGUGACUUCAAACGGGAGAUAUGUGGUUUGUGCAAGUGAGGAUUCCCACGUUUACGUUUGGAAACAUGAAGGUGAUGCGCGUGCUAGCAGACACAAAGGUGUAACCGUUACUCAUUCUUAUGAGCAUUUCCAUUGUCAAGAUGUAUCAAUAGCCAUUCCGUGGCCCGGUAAAACCGACACUUGGGGUUUCCAAAACGGGCUUUCCGGAGAACCCAAUAGGCUCGCCACCGACCACUUUGAUGACAUUUCAGCAAUGAACCAUCCACCAACUCCCGAAGAUCAAAUUGGUAGCAGCCCGUUUCAUGGAAUCAUUACUAGUGCAAGCAACGGGUACUUUUUCGAUCGGUUUUCUGCCACAUGGCCCGAGGAAAAACUUGUUUCGGCUUUGAAGAACCCGAAUAAACUUACAAGUGCUGAUUUUACAAAUGGGUCGAGCUUGAGUAAGUCGGGGUGGGGUAUGGUGAUUGUGACGGCUGGGCUUCAUGGGGAAAUUAGAACGUUCCAAAAUUUUGGACUGCCAGUUCGAAUAUAGACGGGCUGAACUAGUUUUGACAUAAAGGUGCAAGGACCUUUGGGAUGGGUUCAUCGGGUUCAUCUGCAACACCGCCACAAGUGAAUCGAGUUCAUUCUUGUGUGAAUCGGGAUGGAUUUUUGUCUGGUGAACCCAGGAGUGAUACCAAAGAAGCACGUGGGAAAAGGGUUGGAAAUUGGGUUCGGGUUCAAAAGGGUUUCAAUGAGGUGUCACUGUACGGUUGUUUCGUUGUUUUAGGUUCGUUGGGGUCAUCAGGUAACACCCGUCACACCCUAAGGCCCGGCCCGAGUUUGCGAGGCUUGUUAUUCGGAAAUUUGUAUAGAUGUUUCCUUGAUUUGUAAUAUUUUAGCAUAUAUGGUGUAAAAGGAAUUAGAGUUGGUUAGGGAAAAAGUACAAGGAAAUUGAAAAGAAAAAUGAAGACAAUUAUCGGUUUGGUAGAGUUAAUAUCAAAUUGGAAUUAGAGUUAAUUGCCAUUUAUGUGUGUA
This is a messenger RNA of Helianthus annuus (common sunflower), 3233 nucleotides long. Its product is annotated as WD repeat-containing protein 44. Lineage: Eukaryota; Viridiplantae; Streptophyta; Magnoliopsida; Asterales; Asteraceae. Gene Ontology annotation, molecular function: protein binding. Bases 232 to 2748 code for a protein of 838 amino acids. The transcript is spliced from 7 exons. The record is from RefSeq and is a predicted model, not a curated record.